This is a messenger RNA of Cynocephalus volans (Philippine flying lemur), 5162 nucleotides long. It is a transcript of the gene ZBTB33, whose product is annotated as zinc finger and BTB domain containing 33. The transcript has 2 exons. Gene Ontology annotation, molecular function: DNA-binding transcription factor activity, RNA polymerase II-specific; protein binding; RNA polymerase II cis-regulatory region sequence-specific DNA binding. Lineage: Eukaryota; Metazoa; Chordata; Mammalia; Dermoptera; Cynocephalidae. Gene Ontology annotation, biological process: regulation of transcription by RNA polymerase II. The coding region runs from base 226 to 2247 and encodes 673 amino acids. The record is from RefSeq and is a predicted model, not a curated record.
GGAGGGCGCCUUUGACUCCAGCGCUUCACCCCCGCGCUGUGCUCUCUGUCGGCGGCGUGGGGCAGCUGUAGCGGCGGUGGCGGCAGCCGCGUCGACGUCGACCAAGACUGGAGCGACGUUUAAAGAAGGAGCCUAAUCGCCGGGGAAUCCCGCUUCUUGUUGUCGGAGGGCUCCCACCCUUCCGCGCGGCCCGAGGAGGAGAAGCGGCGGCGCCGGGAAGCAGGUAUGGAGAGCAGAAAACUGAUUUCUGCUACAGACAUUCAGUACUCUGGCAGUCUGCUGAACUCUUUGAAUGAGCAACGUGGCCAUGGACUCUUCUGUGAUGUUACCGUUAUUGUAGAAGACCGAAAAUUCCGGGCUCACAAGAAUAUUCUUUCAGCUUCUAGUACAUACUUCCAUCAGCUCUUCUCACUUGCCGGGCAAGUUGUUGAACUGAGCUUUAUAAGAGCAGAGAUCUUUGCAGAAAUUCUCAAUUAUAUCUAUAGUUCUAAAAUUGUUCGUGUCAGAUCAGAUUUACUUGAUGAGUUAAUUAAAUCAGGGCAGUUAUUAGGAGUGAAAUUUAUAGCAGAGCUUGGUGUCCCACUGUCACAGGUUAAAAGCAUCUCAGGUACUACUCAGGAUGGUAAUGAUGAAACUUUACCUUCUGGUUCUAGUGACAAGAAUCUUGUAAUACAAAAAUCAAAAGAUGAAGCCCAAGAUAAUGGGGCUACUAUAAUGCCUAUUAUAACAGAAUCUUUUUCAUUAUCUGCUGAAGAUUAUGAAACAAAAAAGAUCAUUGUUACCGAUUCAGAUGAUGAUGAUGAUGAUGAUGUCAUUUUCUGCUCUGAGAUUCUGCCUGCAAAGGAGACUUUGCCAAGUAACAAUGUAGUGGCACAGGUGCAGCCUAACCCAGGCCCCGUUGCUAUUUCAGAUGAUGCACCUUGUGUUACCAGUAGCUCUCCCCCUUUAACAAAUAUCACACCUACUCAGAAAAUUCCUACUCCUGUGAAUCAGGCAACUCUGAGCCAAACACAGGGAAGUGAAAAAUUGCUGGUAUCUUCAGCUCCAACACAUCUGACUCCCAACAUUAUUUUGUUAAAUCAGACACCACUUACUACACCACCAAAUGUCAGUUCUUCACUUCCAAAUCAUACGUCCUCUUCAAUCAAUUUACUUGUACAGAAUCAGCAGACAUCAAACAGUGCUCUUUUAACAGGAAACAAGGCCAAUGAAGAGGAAGAGGAGGAAAUUAUAGAUGAUGAUGAUGACACUAUUAGCUCCAGUCCAGACUCGGCAGUCAGUAAUACAUCUUUGGUCCCACAGGCUGAUGCCUCCCAAAAUACCACUUUUGAUGGAUCAUUGAUACAGAAGAUGCAGAUUCCUACACUUCUGCAAGAACCAUCUUCCAAUUCUUUAAAAAUUUCGGAUGUAAUUACUAGGAACACUAAUGGUCCAGGUUUAGGACCAAAACAUCUAAUGGAGGGUCAGAAGAUCAUUACUUUAGAUACAGCUACUGAAAUUGAAGGCUUGUCAACUGGUUGCAAGGUUUAUGCAAAUAUCGGUGAAGAUACUUAUGACAUAGUGAUCCCUGUCAAAGAUGACCCUGACGAAGGGGAAGCCAGACUUGAGAAUGAGAUACCAAAAACAUCUGGCAGUGAGACGGCAAACAAACGUAUGAAAGUAAAACAUGAUGAUCACUAUGAAUUAAUAGUAGACGGAAGGGUCUAUUAUAUCUGUAUUGUAUGUAAAAGAUCCUAUGUCUGUCUGACAAGCUUGCGGAGACAUUUUAACAUUCAUUCUUGGGAGAAGAAGUAUCCAUGCCGUUACUGUGAGAAGGUAUUUCCUCUUGCAGAAUAUCGCACAAAACAUGAAAUUCAUCACACGGGGGAGCGAAGGUAUCAGUGUUUGGCCUGUGGCAAAUCUUUUAUCAACUACCAGUUUAUGUCUUCACACAUAAAGUCAGUUCACAGCCAGGAUCCUUCUGGGGAUUCAAAGCUUUAUCGUUUACAUCCAUGCAGGUCUUUACAGAUCAGACAAUAUGCGUACCUUUCUGAUAGGUCAAGCACUAUGCCUGCAAUAAAGGAUGAUGGUAUUGGAUAUAAGGUUGAUGCUGGAAAAGAACCUCCAGUAGGGACCACAUCUACUCCUCAGAACAAGCCAAUGACCUGGGAAGAUAUUUUUAUUCAGCAGGAAAAUGAUUCAAUUUUUAAACAGAAUGUAACAGAUGGCAGUACUGAGUUUGAAUUUAUAAUACCAGAGUCUUACUGAACUUUGAAAUAUCAGAAAGUUUUGGUUUGGAUUAAGGGGCAGGGGCUUCAGAAGACCUGUAAAACAGAUUAAGGUGAAAACAAAUUAAUUUGAUCUGCCACAUCAUCUGAAGGUAGUCCAGUUGGAUUAUUUGUUGAUAAUUUUUAGAAGCAAAUUUUUCUGAAAGUUUGAGUAGAGAUUGAGAAGUCCCUUUCCCCCAAGUAUCUGUUUAUAUAGUUAGCUUGCAGUUCAUUUAAAAGAUGCAAAAAAAAAAAAAAAAACCAAAAAAAAAACUUGGAGAGACAGUGUUCUGAAUAGAAUUUGAAGCAGUCUGAAUGUUCUUUGAAAAUAACUGGAGUUAUUAGCAUACCUUAGUACAUCUUACAACUUUCCUCUUCCAUGUUAGCACUUUACUGCUGAAUUCUCAAUUUUCUUAAUGUUGAGACUAUAAAUGUGGGUUGCGUUUCAUAUAUGGCAUAAAAAAUAAACAAGAACUUCCAGAAUUGUUCUGGGAACUUCUAAAAUGUUCUGGAAAAUGUCAGAAUAAGUCUCCACUUGGUUGUGUAUUUUGCUAGUCCAAAUAGAUAGCAACCUCCAGCCGCCCUCCCCCCAUGAAAAUAGUCAUGCAGACAAGUCUCUUAUCUGAAGAAUAAAUUAGUUUUAGCUAAUUAGAAUUCUUGCUUUUAUUGCCAUAGUCUAUAAAAGACUUUGGGGUCUAGACCACUAUAUACUUUUGCAGUGUGGUCUGUGUGGGCAAAAAACUAAUGGAAAAACAAAUCUCUGUAAUGCAGACAGGAGAUGAAAAGUACUGUCACACUCAUUUUUAAUUAUGAGCUCUUAUGUGAUAGAGACAGAAUGGGAUUGAAUGGAGAUUUCCUUUUUGCUCAUUAUGGUUACAAAUAUUCCCAUGAAAUUUUUAAAAUUUUGAAUAUGAAAGCCACCAAAUUAAUCUGUAAUUAUGUAUAAACCUUUGUAAAUGAUAGAUUCCGUAGAUGAGACUUACAUAUUUGGGGCGGAAGGCUACUGCCAUAUAUUUUUAAAUGUCCAUGUUACUUAGAAUCUCCAAUAGGAAGUUUUCAUUUGAAAUAGUUGAAUUGGUGAUCUAGUAUUUUCCUUUCAGCAAGAUCUUUUAGGUUUUUACCUUCUCUAAAAUAAGUUCCAUUCUAUCUGCAAAUUGCUGCAAUAUUAUAGCAAUCAAAAAUGACAUGGAAUGUUAUGUUGGCUUGUCAAUUCCCAUUUAUCUUGGCAACAAUAAAUACCACCUUCCUUUUAAAAUGAUACAUAUUUAAAUACUUAGAAAAUAAAGUUAAAACUUAUUGAAGUGCUAGUACUAAAAGGAAGCAGGUUGGAUCAAAUAUAUAGCCUAGCAUUUAUAACAGAAUGAAUUUGUUGAAUUUCUGUAAAUGAUUUUUUGCAAAGGAAAAAAUUAAUAGAUACUGAAAGAUUGUUGUGCAUAGUUAUUAGUCAUUUGUAACCUUGCUAAAGUAUUUCUUAGUUCAACAUAGAUUUUUUUUCCUUACCAUGUAUUUUUAAAAAUAGUCUAUUUCUUGACUUUGAACUUAAAGCUUUAAUCAUAAUUUUUCAUGUAUACAUCAUUCUUCUGGGGGUAAGCUAUAUUUGAAGAUAAUGGUUUCAGUGUUUCUUAAGUUGGUAGCUAAGGGCAUCAGGCAUCAGUAUUUGCAGUAAUACAAGGAAAAAGAAAAAUAAUAUAAUCCUUUGCCUACCAAAGGGGUAGAGUGAUGCGCAUUUAUCUGUUUUCUGUGAGUCUAGACCUUCAAACCAUUUUGUAAACUAAUUCUUGGAAAAUUUGAAAUUACCUUAUAACUUAAGACUCUGUGAUCUCUCAAUAUCUGUUUCCUUUCUGUGUAGAUUACUUUGACUAUAGGGUGCACUCUCAAAUGUUCUCAGUGGAAGUUUGACUUUGAUUAAUGAUAUUUCACUGGUUAGACAUAAAUUACUUCUUCCAGUGUGAAUGAUACUGAUGUCAGCAGAGCUUCCAGACCUUUCAGACUCAACUGCUAGGUAAAUUAGUUUGUCAUAAUAAAAUUUGGUAGUUUCUACAAGCCUAUUAUGACAAACCAGGAAUUCUGUGAUGGAAAACUAUCCAUUCUGAAUAAUAUGUAUAUCAUUAUUUGCUGCUGCUGUGCUCUGUGUAAAUUCUGAAUAUGAAAUUUAAACCCUGUGCCUACUAAAGGUAUCUUCUGGAGUUUUGUGGGAGGAGGAAUACUGGAAAAUUAAAAUGUAUUUUUGCCAGAAGACUUGCAUGUGUCUCAGGGUCUUCAGUUUUUCUAGAAGUUUCAAUAUCCAGAGUUCAGAGUUUGUGUGGAAUACUCCUUUGGGGUGAAAACCCUUUACUCCUGGUAUUUAUUGGAUUGGAAAUCUGCAGCAAGAUGCUGUUUAAAAUUUACCUUUUUUUUUUUUUUUUUUUCUUUCAUACUUAGCUUUCAGGCCUUUUUUUAAAAAAUUGGCCUCAAAUUUGCUCCUAUGCUAAAUUACCUAUAAAUAUUCUGGAUAGGAACCUUUUGAAAUAGUAACUUGCUUUAAAAAAUGACAGAAAUGCUUGGAUAAGCAAAGAUUUUAAAAUGCCAUAGCAGUCUUGCAAGACUAAAAUAUAUUUUAAAUGAUUAUUAUGAUACUUUUUGUGGUAAUGAUCCCCCACAUACAAGCACUAUGAGGAAAUGAUGCCACAGUUUUUCCAUUGUACCAAAAAGAUAAAACAAGUGGUAAAUGUUGAUCGAGGUUUUUUGUAUUGUCAAGGCAUGCAUAUUUUAAAGAAUUAAAUGCUAAUUCAAUAGCACUGGCUUCUUCGCCUGUCAAUCAUAUGAAACCCUGUUUAUUUUCCCCAAUACUGUAAUGUUCAUACUUGUACAGUCUUCCCUAUCAUGACUUUAACUUCUACUUUUCAUUAACCAUUACCUGAUAUUAGUUCGUAGAAC